Molecule: messenger RNA, 1332 nt
Organism: Sphenostylis stenocarpa
Lineage: Eukaryota; Viridiplantae; Streptophyta; Magnoliopsida; Fabales; Fabaceae
Source: the annotation of a GenBank genome assembly
AUGAGUAGGACGCCGAUUCUUGAAAUUGAACCCAAGGAACUGAAAUUUCUAUUUGAAUUGAAGAAGCAAAGUUCUUGUACCGUUCGGUUGACCAAUAACACCUUCGACUAUGUGGCGUUCAAGGUCAAAACUACGUCGCCUAAGAAAUAUUCAGUGCGCCCAAAUGUUGGAGUUCUCGAGCCCAAAGCUACUUGUGAAUUCAUAGUUACAAUGCAAGCCCAGCGGGAAGUACCUGAAGAUAUGGUGUGCAAGGACAAGUUCUUAAUCCAAAGCGCAGUGGUUCCUGCUGAAACAACCAGUGAUGAGGUUACUUCCAACCUGUUUGUUAAAGAUGGAAGUAAAUAUAUAGAAGAAAACAAGAUGAAGGUGACCCUGAUCAGCCCACCGAAUUCACCCCAUCUCUCUCCUAUUAAUGGAGACUUCAAGAAUGGUCUUGAGCAUGGAAAGGUUCAGAUAUAUAGUAAAGAUGAAAUCCAGUCCCCAGAGCCCAUGGUUCUUAAAAAUCCAGACAUGGGUCAUGAGGUAUUAAAGCUAGAAGAGGAUAUGGAAUUGAGGCCAGAUUAUUAUAUGGGGUUGGACACUAUGAAGGAUGUAGAGGAGCCAAAUGAAGAAACACCGCUAAAGGUGUCAAAAGAUAAGGAGUUGAACAUGGUUAAGGAUGUAGAAGAACUGAAACCACACAAAAAUUUAGAGGUAGAAGUGUCAAAAGAUGUGGAUUUGAGCAAUGUAAAGAAUGCAGAGGAGCAGAAACCAGAAAAAGCAACAGAGUUGAAAGUGUCUAAAGUUCUGGAUUUGGACAAAGUGAAGAACGAAGAGGAGCUGAAACCAGAGAAAGAAGCAGGGUUGAAAGUGUCAGAAAUUCAUAAUUUGAACCCAGUAAAUACUGUAAAGGAACUGAAGCCAGGAACAGAGUUAAAAAUGUCAAUGGAUCACGAGUUGAAAGAGGAACUGAAGCCAGAAAAAGGAAGAGAGUUAAAAUUGUCAGAAGAUAUGGAGUUGAAAACAUUAAAAAAUGUUGAGGAACUAAAGCCAGAAAAAGAAACGGAGUUAAGAGUUUCAAAGAGUAUAGAGGAGCUCAAGUUAAUGAAAGCAAUUGAAGAGAUGAAAUUAAAGCUCGAUGGACUUGAGUCAAAACUAAAUGAGUCUGGAAUUACAAUAUCAAAGUUAACAGAGGAGAGGAGGCUCAGCAAUCAAGAGACAAAAAUCUUGCAAGAAAAACUAACAGAUCUUAUUAAUAAAGGUCCAAGAAAAGUUCAAGUCGGAUUCCCACUUCUAUAUGUCUGUAUGGUGGCGCUUAUCUGUGUCUUCUUGGGAUACCGCUUACACUCGUAA